This is a messenger RNA of Ictalurus furcatus (blue catfish), 3723 nucleotides long. RefSeq names its product NSE2 (MMS21) homolog, SMC5-SMC6 complex SUMO ligase (gene nsmce2). The record is from RefSeq and is a predicted model, not a curated record. Lineage: Eukaryota; Metazoa; Chordata; Actinopteri; Siluriformes; Ictaluridae. The transcript has 7 exons. Gene Ontology annotation, molecular function: zinc ion binding; SUMO ligase activity. Gene Ontology annotation, cellular component: nucleus; Smc5-Smc6 complex. Gene Ontology annotation, biological process: double-strand break repair via homologous recombination; protein sumoylation. The coding region runs from base 1524 to 2219 and encodes 231 amino acids.
AAACUGUAAUACUACAGCACACAACAUCCUAUACAGUUCUGUGCUUCCAACAGUUUGGAUGAACUCCCACAUAUGAGUGUGAUGAUCAGGUGUCCACAAACCUUUGACCAUCUAGUGUAUGUUGUUUGUAGGAGCGUGCUGUUGUAGCCUAAGAAUUUCAUCGCAUGACGUUCGUCUCACACCUUCAGGGUUGGGGGUUUGAUUCCCGCCGCUACCCUGUGUGUGCAGAGUUUGCAUGUUCUCCCUGUGCUGCGGGGGUUUCCUCCGGGUAUUCCGGUUUCCUCCCCCAGUCCAAAGACAUGCACGGUAGGCUGAUUGGCAUGUCUAAAGUGCCCAUAGUGUGUGUAAUUGAGCCCUGGGAUGGAUUGGCACCAGGGUCUACCCCGCCUUGUGCCCCAUGCUCCCUGGGAAGGCUCCAGGUUUCCUGCAACCCUGAAGGAUAAGCAAUAUAGAACAUGGAUGGAUGGAUGGAUGGAUGUUUGCUCUGUAUUCUAAAUAAACCUUGACCUGAAGAUGUUUUGAAAGCACAUUUCUGAGGUCAGUUGUACUUUAAUUGUAAUGGGGUGAAAAGUAAAUUUAUGGUUGCUUGAUUGUUGUGGUAAAUUAACUAUAAUAUCUGGAGAAUAUAAUAUAUAAUUAGUAAUUCAUUCAUUCAUUUAUCUUCAGUAAUUGCUUGAUCCUAAUCGGGGUCGUUGUAGAUUCAGAGCCUGUCCUUGGAUAUAUCCUGGAUGGGACACCAGUCCAUUACAGGGCACACACACACACACACACACACACACACACACACACACACACACACACACAUUCACAUACGCAUUCACAUCUUGUUGCUAUUUAAUGUAGCCAGUCCACCUACUGGAAACCAGUUUACACACAGUGAGAACAUGUGAAACUGGGAGACGGCAAGACUACCUGCUACAGCACCCCAACUAUUAUUAUUAUUAUUAUUAUUAUUAUUAUUAUUGGACGCACGGUGGCUUAGUGCACGUUCGCCUCACACCUCCAGGGUUGGGGGGGCCACGGUCCUGUGUGUGUGGAGUUUGCAUGUUCUCCCCGUGCUGCGGGGGUUUCCUCCGGGUACUCCUGUUUCCUCCCCCAGUCCAAAGACAUGCAUGGUAGGCUGAUUGGCGUGUCCAAAGUGUCCAUAGUGUAUGAAUGGGUGUGUGAAUGUGUGUGUGAUUGUGCCCUGUGAUGUAUUGUCACCUUGUCCAGGGUGUACCCCGCCUUGUACCCCAUGCUCCCUGGGAUAGGCUCCAGGUUGCCCAUGACCCUGUAGGAUAAGUGGUAUAGAAAAUGGAUGGCUGGAUUAUUAUCAUUAUUACUACUACUACUACUAGUAGUUUUAAAACUACUACUUACUACUAAUAAUACUAGUAGUACUCAAACUACUACUAAUAGUAAUAGUAGUAGUAUUCGUAGUAAAGGAAAAAUUCACAACCGCUUUUAGAGACUUUUAUUUUAUCGUCAAAAACCCGGAAGCUUUUCUUGUGGCGCGUUACUUUGGAGCGGUGUAUUCCAGAGAGAUGUCCCUGAACACCAUUCAGCCCCAGCUGUCCUCUCUGAAGACAUGUCAGACGGACAUCAGCACAGGGAUGGACAUUGUGUCAGAAGUCGCUCUGGAUCUGGUCGAAGCUCAAGCUACAGAUGACAGUCCAGGUCUGAAGAAACUGGAUCAGAUGAUGUUGGAAUGUGCCAAACUGGACAGAGAGAUCAACUGCUUUGUGGAAUCUGUCGAGCAGAUGGUUGCUCAGGUGAGACACGAGCCUCCAGACGCCAUGUUCAAACUGAAAGACUCAGUAAAGGAGCGAUUCGCUGAACGAACGGCUGCGGUCUCCGAUGCUGACGUUGAAAAACACAGUAAAGUGGUAGCCUUCCGAGACAGCAUCAGGAAAUCUCUGCAGCAAGUAAAUCAGAUGGCAGGAGGAAGUGUAGAAGAGGAGCUGGAUGAAGACAUUGCUGUAACACAGAGCCAGACGAACUUCACAUGUCCUCUUACCCAGGUUGAAAUGGUCAAUCCAAUGAAAAACAAGAAGUGCCAGCAUUACUACGAUCAGGAAGCCAUUCUGUCCGUCAUUAAGAUGAAGCAUACCAAUAAGAAGAAAUGUCGCUGUCCCGUGGUCGGCUGUGGAAACAUGGACGUCAAGGAAUCAGAUUUGGAAUCAGACCCGGUUAUGAGGAGAAUGAUACAGAACUAUAAGAGACAGAGUGGAAAGAGCUGAGUCGGACUCGUGGACUCGAGGCAUAUAUAACUUCACCCAUUGAGCAAAUGCAAAAAAAAAAAUAAAAGCAAAUAAAUUGUUAAUUUUUCUAAACAAAAAACAAUUAAAUGUUAAAUAUGUAUGUUCAUGAUCAUGUCUGCGUUCAUCAAUCUAGACAUAUUCAUACAUGACUCGUGCAGGGAUUUUAUUCACUGUGGACUUGAGUCAUUGUUAAUCCCUGUAAAACAUGUUUUAUUUCUUUCACAUUCACAAACUUCAAACCAGAGCCUGAUUUUUAUUCUGUAGAAACGUUACUGUAAUAUACUUCAGAUCUUACAACAGCCAUGAAAGUUCAUCGUCUUUCCUCAAAUCACACUGCAUGAGAAGGUGAACACUGCAGGAUACUAACACCAUCAGGGGUCCUACACAAUAUUGUGGUGUUGGUAACAAUGCACAGUGCAAAUCGUAUUGUUGUCUGCACCUUACCAGGUUUCCCACUUUAUCGCGACUAUUCAAACUCUCUGUGGAAACGGAGUGUUUUAGGAAACAGUUCCUGACGUGACUCUUCAAAGCACCUCGGGCAUCCGUGUCCUAUUUUUUCUGUAAAGUUUUCAGAAGCGGGAUUGAUCAGGACGAGACAGUACACUCCGUAGUGGAGUUUUUCCCUUCACCGUGUCUCCUGUUGGACACUGAAGUUAAGAAAACUCAGAUUUUCACCUUUGUAAAUUUGUAAAUUGAACUGAAUCCCUUUAAACACCAGCAAUGCCAACGGUGCGUAUAAAUCCGGUUGCAUUUAGCAUGAAGGAUGAAAUUUUAUUUAAAGCAGGUUUUAUUUGUUCUUCUCAUCAUUCCAGCCCCUCAUAAUGACUUACAGUAAUUACAAUAAAUUCUACUUGUAUUUUUAAAAAAAAAGGAAUUCCUGAUUUGACCUGGUAUUGAAAACACUUGCGUGAUUAUGAAUGUGAACCAGCAUAUAAAUUUGGCCCAAGGCCAAUCCAAGCUCUGACGAUUUUUUUUUUUUCCUAGUCAGAGACAAAGGGACACGGAAGCUUUCUUGGCAUUACAGUACAGCGCACUACCACUUAGAGAUGAGAGAUCUUGCAUAAGAGAGAGCUUGUUCUCUGCUUUUAUUUUGUACCUGAACGUUGACAGGGACAGAGAGUAAAUUACACUGGGGGAAAUAAGUAUUGGAUGCGUCAACAUUUUUUUUCAGUAAAUAUAUUUCCAAUGAGGUUAUUCACAUGAAAUUUUCACCAGAAAUCAGUAUUAACUCUAGAAAUCCACAAAUAUAAAGAAAUCCACACGUUAAAGUCCAUAAAUGAAGUUAUGUGUAAUAAAUAGGAAUGACACAGGAAAAAUGACACGCUAACGGAAAUGUAUUUAAUACUUAGUGGAGAAGCCUUUGUUUGUAUUGACGGCUUCAAGACGUUUCCUGCAUGAAGAAAUUAAUGGGCCGCAGUGUUCAGGUGUGAUUUUUGCCUGUUCUUCUAAACAGAUUAUCUUUAAAUCUUGUUCAAUUGGAUUC